GUAAAAUGGAGUAAUAAUAAUAAAAUUAUUUUUAUUUUUAUUUAUUUAUUUUUCUAGAAAUCUCAACAAACCCCACUUUCCUUUAUAUCCACUUUCUCUCUCCUUCUCCCUUUCUCCGAUUCUUCUUCAUCUGAUUUUUGCAGCACAAACGGUGAAAGUUAAAAAUGGUGAGUGAAGUUGAGAAGAAUGCUUCUGGACAAGAGGAAGUUGUUUCAAUGGAGCUCCCAGCUCCCUCUGGUUGGAAGAAACAGUUCUUCCCUAAAAGAGGAGGCACACCAAGGAAGAACGAGAUUGUCUUUACUUCCCCAACAGGAGAGGAGAUCCACAACCAAAGACAGCUGCAACAGUACCUGAAAUCACAUCCUGGUGGUCCACCAGCAUCUGAAUUUGACUGGGGUACUGGUGAGACACCUAGAAGAUCAGCUCGAAUUAGCGAGAAAGUUAAAUCUUCUCCUCCCACUCCUGAAAGUGACCCCCCGAAGAAAAAGAGUAGGUCGUCAUCUGCUUCCAAGAAGGAUAGCAAGGAGGGUGAGGUCACAGCUGAAGAAACAAAGACAGAUGAGGUCACAGCUGAGGAAACAAAGACAGAUGAGGUCCAGAUGGAUGACGCUGAAAAGAUAGAGAAAGAAGAGAUAAAUGAGGGAGCCAAAAAAGAUGUCGAGAUGCAGGAAGCUGAGAAAGAUGUUGCAAACGAGAACCAAGCUGAGGACAAAGGUGUGGAUUCUGAGACCAAGGAGGUUGUUCCUGAGCCUGAGAGAGAGACCACAGUGGCUGUAGGUAAGGAGGAGAAUGGUGUAGAAACUGAGAAGCAAGAUACAAAUGCAAGUGAGGGUGAUAAGACCUUUGUUGAAGAUGCAGAGAAGCAUGCCCCACAAGAGCAAGACAGUUUGCAGGGACAGGUGAAAGAAGAUGCUGAAAUUCAAGAUACAAAAGAAAGUGAUGGAGAUAAGACCACCUCUGUUGAGAUUGUGGAUGUAGCAGGGAAGCAGGGCCCACAGGAGCCAGCUGAGAAGCAAGAUGGUUUGCAGGAACAGGUGAAAGAAGAUGCUGAACAAGGCAAGAAAGUUGCAGCAGAUGCAACUAGUAUUCAGGAUAAGGAAGCAGGGGAUCCUUCUCAAGUUGGAGAAGAUAAUUCUAAAGCUGUGGAGCAACCACAACCUGAGAAACAAGACGGUUUGCCAGAGCAGGUGAAGCCUGAAGCUGAUGUGAAUAGCAUUUCAAAAGACAACGGGACAGCUGCUCCAGGACUCACAGAAGAACUAAAGGGAAUAGAUUCCGUGGCAGGUGACAUAAGCAACAAAGUAUUGGAGGUGACCGAGAAUGGAAGCCAGGCAGGUGAGGCUAGGUCUUGAAUCUUGAUCCUCGCUAAUGUGGUUGUCAUCUUGCUGUUGGAGUCGUCUCUUUUUGAGAUUAUGGAGAUCUCUAAAUGACUGUAUUACUAUUAGCGUUGUUGUUUAUGGUAGAUUUUGAUUCGUUGUUUAGUGAAGAUACCCCUGUACACAGUUGUAGAUUAGGCCUCAGAGUCCUUGACAUAGCCAGUGAUUAGGGGGGAAAUUUGUAGCUCCUACAGAGAUUUGUCUGUAACGUUAUGCUGUCAAAUUACUGGUUCUGUUAUAACUUAACAACCAUUUAUGUAUUGUAUGAUACUACUCGAAUAUGUACUAUCACAUUCUUCAAUUUCGUUACACAA
Molecule: messenger RNA, 1690 nt
Organism: Spinacia oleracea (spinach)
Lineage: Eukaryota; Viridiplantae; Streptophyta; Magnoliopsida; Caryophyllales; Amaranthaceae
Product: methyl-CpG-binding domain-containing protein 11
Exons: 3
Coding region: 165-1352 (395 amino acids)
Molecular function (GO): DNA binding
Source: RefSeq, a predicted model, not a curated record